Rotaria sp. Silwood1 is the source of this 315-nucleotide messenger RNA. NCBI's taxonomy places the organism in Eukaryota, Metazoa, Rotifera, Eurotatoria, Philodinida, Philodinidae. The record is from the annotation of a GenBank genome assembly.
AUGAAACUCGUUAUUCUUAUCGUACUUGCACUGAUUGUAAUGAUUAAUGCUAAUCCAGUAAGUCGAACAUGUGAAUGUAAAGCUGUUUCACAUAAUAUUCAUUUUCCAUUUCAUUCAUGGGAUUUAACAUCUUGCAAAUUUUGUUCAUGCUCUGAUGUAGCUAUGACAUCAUGUGAACAAUCAUGUAAAACAAUGGUUGAAAAUUAUGCAAAAACUGGUUGUGGUGCAGUUACUAAAGGCACUAAAGUGAAAUAUUCAUUUAAAGCUAGUUCAUGUUCGAAAGGUAUUAGCCAAGAAGAACAUACAUGUGCUUAA